Diaporthe amygdali is the source of this 462-nucleotide messenger RNA. RefSeq lists its product as uncharacterized. The transcript has a single exon. The record is from RefSeq and is a predicted model, not a curated record. Lineage: Eukaryota; Fungi; Ascomycota; Sordariomycetes; Diaporthales; Diaporthaceae. The coding region runs from base 1 to 462 and encodes 153 amino acids.
AUGCUAGUCCUGCUGCUCACUUGCAUAUGCGCAACCAGGGUUACAGGCCAUCGAUACCAGCAUCAACGACUGUGGCCGCCUGACAACAUCGAGCCGUGUCUGAUCCAGUGUCCAGUACAGCACGUCCAGAUGACUGGAAACAAGAGCUCUGGGGCGGAAAUGUCGAACUGGGGCGCCCAGCCGAUCCUUGACUUCAUGUCCAAUGGCCAGUGGCAGUCGCAGACGGCUACCCUGCCCCUGCUGUCGGCGACUCCCUCUGUCGACAUGGCUGCGACGUCGUCAAUCACGACUCUCGUGACAUCUGUGACGGUUCGGACAAGUCCAACAAGGAGUCAGAGCAUGUCCUGUCUGGGUUCGGCGUCUACUGUUACAAUGAGCAGCGCGGAGAAGAUACGUGCCUGCAACAUCAUGUGCCAGGUUGUCAUUGCCCUAAGUUGUGUUAUCUUGUUUCACAAGCCAUGA